Molecule: messenger RNA, 2175 nt
Organism: Lasiodiplodia theobromae
Lineage: Eukaryota; Fungi; Ascomycota; Dothideomycetes; Botryosphaeriales; Botryosphaeriaceae
Product: Integral membrane protein
Exons: 4
Coding region: 1-2175 (724 amino acids)
Source: RefSeq, a predicted model, not a curated record
AUGGAUCCUCACAUCGUUUUCCUUGUGCGUAAUAAGCUAACCUCGCUCGGAGUAAAGAUUGUCCUCGCCAUCUCCAUCUUCUACCUAGCCAGCACCGGUCUGACGAAGAUCUCAAUACUCUGUUUCUACCGUCGCAUUGACCAAAUUCGAUCGUGGUUCAAAUGGACAAUUUGGUGCAAUAUCAUCUUCAUCAGCGCGUACACGGUGGCGUACACUCUGGCCGUUCCGCUCGAAUGCAGUCCCAUCAAUGCGUAUUGGGACAAGGCCAAUCCUCUUUGGCGAACGACGCAUAAGUACCAUUGCAUCAACGAAGGCGCAAAAAUGGUCUCUGCUGGUGUCAUCAGCGCGAUACAAGACUUUGUGGCAUGCGUAUUGCCCAUGGCUUUGUUUUGGGACCUGCGCAUCUCCCGGCGCGCGAAGUUCGCGCUCGGUGUCGUCUUCAGCUUGGGCCUUCUCACUUGCGCAUGCGGAGUCAUUCGGACGCUAGGCAUCUAUCGCAUCUUCUUCAAGACUUAUGAUGUGACAUGGGCUGUCCGUCCAGCCUUUGCGUUGACCAUCAUGGAAGCGUGCUUGGGCAUCAUUUGCGCGUCCAUGCCUGCGCUCAAAAAUAGCAUGCAAAGCUGCUUUCACAUCGUCAUCGACCCCUUUACUUACGGCAGCAGCAGAACAAAUCGCAGGUGGAAGAAUCCAUUCUACCGCAGCUACGAACAGUCGUUCCACGGCUAUUUCAAGAGGAGCGACCGGAGCAAUCAAGGACCUAACGCCCCGCAAAACAGUUAUAUAGGCUCUUAUCAUUCGCAAUGGCGGGACCAAUCUUCGUCAAAGGGCGCGGAAGAAAUACAAGUCAAUCUCUCCGUACUCGAGCCCGCUACCGAAAGCAGCCAAAACCAUCCCGACUCCACAUCAACAACCACCACCCUCGCCUUCCACCACCAACAACAGCAGCAGCAACUCGCUCUCGACCCCUCGCCCGCACCCGGACCACGCCACCCCAACCUCGCCAGACGCGACCUCCCCCCGCGGCCGACGCCGACGCCCAUCGCCAUCACCCUCUCGGGCGGCGCGGCGCCGCUGACGCUCAACCCGGCGGGCAGCGUCUACGUCGUCAACGGCAACCCGUCGGCCACGCUCGCGCCGGGGCCGGACGGCAGCGCCACGACGCUCACGCUGCCCGGCGGCACCGUGCUGGCCAUGAUGAAGAGCGACGAGCUCGCCGACGACGCCGGGCCCUACCUCGUCGUCGCCCAAGCGCCCGGCGGCGCCCAGGCCGUCGCGACCGUGCCGCCGCCGCCCGCGCCCAUCCCUUCGAACGGUGGUGAUGAUCGGGGAGGCCCAGGCGGAAGAGGAGGAGGAGGAGGAGGAGGAGGAGGAGGAGGAGGAGGACCGGGUGGUGGAAAGGGGGACGGCCCCAGCCCGGCAGAGCAGUCUGCCGCCGCGGCCGCCGCCUCGGCCGCCGUCGUCACGGUCGGCGCGCUGGAGCUGAGCCCGGCCGGCGGGUCCGGCGCGUACAACGUGCUGAAGAGCGUGAGCGGCGGGGGCGUCGGCGUCGCCGCAACGCUGGCGCCCGGCGGCAGCGUGACGGUCGACGGCGUGGUCGUGGCGCUGCGGACGGACGGCCCGUCGGGGCAGACGGUCGUGGUGACGGGGAAAGAGGGCGGCGGCGAGGCGACGGCGCCGGCGGCGACGGUCACGGCGACUGAGAGAGCGCCUGCAGGGAGCGACGGCGGCAACAAUCCACCGGUUGCCGUGGGGAACUUGACGUUUUUGCCGGCCGGCUCCGCGUAUUGGAUUGCGGAGGGGACGCGGACGUGGACGGUCAUGACUGGGGCCAGUGUGACGGUGGGUGGGACGGUGGUGGGGUUGACCACGGACGCUGGGGGCAAGACGGUCGUGGUGGAGAAUGCGGGGAACCAAACGGCGACGGCGCCGGCGAGCACGGUGGCGACGCUUGGUCCAGGCGGUAGCGGUGGCACGCCGGUGGGUCAAGCCUCGGGAGGCCAAGGUGGUGGUGGUGGUGGCGGCCCCCUGAUGACUUCGGACCGGAUGGGUGCACCAGUCGCGACGAACGGAGUGCCGACAUCAGCAGGAGCUUCGCACGGGAUCAGAAACCUGUGGUCCAAUGAAGCUUUGUGGAUUGGAUGGAUAGUUGGCUUGCUUUUGUUCAUUAACAUUUAG